This is a messenger RNA of Oppia nitens, 1479 nucleotides long. Its product is annotated as cytochrome P450 3A11-like. Lineage: Eukaryota; Metazoa; Arthropoda; Arachnida; Sarcoptiformes; Oppiidae. The transcript is spliced from 5 exons. Gene Ontology annotation, molecular function: monooxygenase activity; heme binding; oxidoreductase activity, acting on paired donors, with incorporation or reduction of molecular oxygen. The coding region runs from base 1 to 1479 and encodes 492 amino acids. The record is from RefSeq and is a predicted model, not a curated record.
AUGAUCGAUUAUCAUAACAAAUAUGGCAAUGUUUACGGUACAUAUUUUGGUAGUCGACCAGUACUUUAUGUAUCGGAUCCGCAAUUAAUAAAACAGAUGAAUAUUAAAGAUUUUAACGUAUUUAUCGAUCGAAACGAUUUUAAUUAUGCUAACGAUUUAUUGCAUCAAUCGUUGUUCAAUAUGAAAGCCAAUGAAUGGAAAAAUAUGCGAUCAAUUACAUCGCCUACCUUUUCGUCCGGCAAAAUGCGUUCAAUGCAUCCGAUUGUUGUCGAUUGUGUUCAUCGAUUGGAUAGAUAUCUGGAACCGAAAGCCCUGAACCGGGAGACUAUUGAAAUGAAAAAAACAAUGGGCUGUCUGACAAUGGACGUGAUAGCUGCCUGCGCUUUCGGUACACAAAUCGAUACCUACGAUGACCAGAAACCCAGUGAAUUUGUUUUGAUGGCACAGAAAGUAUUUUCCGUUAGCUUGAGGUCUAUUGUCUAUUUGAUAAUGUUAUCGAUGGGUUCAAAGUUGCUUAAGAUAACUGGUUUUAGAUUUACGUCGACAUCAGUGGAAAUGUUUUUCAAACAAGCGAUACAAUCGAUUAUAGCUAAACGUCAAUCAAUGAAAAACAAUAGACAACAACAACAUAUGAAACAUAAAGAUUAUUUGCAAUUGAUUUUGGAUGCAAAAGAUAAGACAGCCAUCAAUAAUGAUAAUAAUAAUAAGGACAUGAAGUCGAUAGAGUCGGCUGAAGAGGAGGACAUGGAUUUGAUUGAUGGCGAUCAGAGCGACGAAAUUUAUGGACAAAUCAAUGAUAAGUCGAUUGAUAUGAACAAAUUGAUUGCUAACAAGCAAUUGGUUUCCAAAAUAACCGAUACAGAUAUACUGGCCUCUAGUUUUCAGUUUCUAGUUGCCGGCUACGAGACUACCGGUUCGCUGUUGGCGCUGCUAAUCUAUAGGCUAGCAUUGGACGAUGAGUGUCAGCGAAAAUUGUUUCAGGAAAUCAGUGAACAAUUUAAUGGCCAAUACGAUGAUUACGAUUCAAUUACCCGAAUGCCGUAUCUGGAGGCAUGUAUUGCCGAAACAUUGAGACUGUAUAAUCCGUUACCAAUGUUUGGUCGGAUGGCUUCCCAGGACUAUACAAUCGAGAGUAUUGGACUAACAAUACCAAAGGGAAUGCUUGUUAACUUUGAUAUCGAAAGCAUUCAUCACAAUCCCGACUAUUAUCCCGAACCCGACUGUUGGAAUCCCGACCGAUUUAUGCCCGAAAAUCGUCGGAAAUUAGUUCCCUAUACGUAUAUGCCGUUUGGUUUGGGACCCAGAAAUUGUGUUGGUAUGCGAUUUGCGCUGAUGGAGGCCAAGACAGCUGUUGUCUAUUUGGUUAAUAAAUAUCGAUUUUUUCGUACACCCGAAACCAAAUUGCAUCUAAAAUCACAGCUAAUGAGACUAAUACUUGAUUUGAGACCAAUUGAUAUCGGCAUUGAAUUAAGAGACUGA